Micromonas pusilla CCMP1545 is the source of this 1636-nucleotide messenger RNA. RefSeq lists its product as uncharacterized. The record is from RefSeq and is a predicted model, not a curated record. The transcript has a single exon. The annotation marks the transcript as partial. NCBI's taxonomy places the organism in Eukaryota, Viridiplantae, Chlorophyta, Mamiellophyceae, Mamiellales, Mamiellaceae.
AUGGCCCGGCGGAUGCGCCGCGCGUCGUCCGUACCUCGCCGGCGCUUCCCCCCGCUGAUCCGCGUGCGACGUCAUCCGUUCCCGCGCGCGCUUCAUCUCCUCCGCGGCGGAGUUGUACGCCCCGGAGUUGUACGCCCCUCCUUGGGCGCCAUGUUGAGAGUAGUUCUCCUUGGACGCGGCCGCCAUCCCAGCGCCGCCGCCGUGAUGAUGCCCGCGCCGCUGCGUCUCGUGUUCGGCACGCCGCAUCUCUUCUUGCAUCUGCUGCCGCCGUCGCAUGUGAUACUCCUCCUCUUGGCUCUGCUGACUCUGCUGCGCGCGUCUCCGGUCGCUCUCCUCGCGCGCGCCGCGCGCGUCGUCGCCGCCCUCGCGCGAGCGCUGCCGCGCGGAGACCAUGUCCGCGUAGUACCCGGUCCCGCGGUCGCCGCUCUUGAAGACGUACCCGGGGCGGGGGCCUUGGAAGGCGCGAGACGGCACGAAAUCGCCGCAGCCGCCGCCGCCGCGGCUCUGCCGUUCCAUCUGUUCCAUCUGUUCCGCGCGCUGCUGCCGCGCGUACAUCUGCCGACGGUACUCCAUCUCCUCGUCGUCGCGACCGCCGCCGCCGUCGUGUUGUUGGUGGUGUUGUUGCCCUCCUCCUUGAGGCGGCCGCAUCUGCCGACCCUGCAUCUGCCGCAAGAGCUGCUCCCGGCGACUGUCGCCGCCGCCGCCGCCGCCGCCGCCCUGCUGUUGUUCAUGCUGUUGUCGCUGCGCGUACGCUCGCUGCUGCAUCGCAUGCUGGUGCCUCGCGUGCGCCUCCCUCUCGUCCUCCUCCUCCAUCGACCGCCCCUGGUGCUGCUGGUAUUGCUGUUGUCUGGUGUCGUACGGGUAUUCAGACAGCCGCGGCGCCGCCGCGCGUCUGCCGUGCCGCGGCGGGUUCCGCGGAUCAAACUCGCCCUCGUGAUCGACGUCCCGCCUGACCGCCGCGCCCGCGGGCCGCUGCGUCGCGAGCCGUCGCUGCUCCUCCCUCUGCAUCCGCCCCAGCGCCUCGCUCUCCGCGUCCUUCCGUCGCUCCCACUGCUCCGCUCGCUCGCGCGCCAUUCGCGCGCGCUCUUCGUUCGCCUUUGGGUCGAGGGUCCAUACAAAGCGACGAAUGUCGGGGUGGAGUUCAUAGGCGUCAGAAGCGGAGUUGAAAGGCGUCGAGGUGUGUCGGGAUUGAAAGCGAGGGGUGGUGGGCGGAGAGAUGCGCCCGGCAAAGUCCUUAAGGAACGGCGUUCACCACGCCGAUGGGGUCGUAUGGGGACCAGUGUGAAUCACGUGAACGCGCCUUGUCUUCGCGCGCUUGGCGGUCCAUCGCCGCGCGCGUCGCCGCCGCCUCGGCUUGACUCGCGCGCUCGCGCCGCUGUCUUCGCAGCACCUCGAGCUGCGUCUUGCGGUCCAGCCCGUCGUCCGGUGGGACGUACGACGGCGCGCGUCGCCCCGCGAUCGCGCCGGUGGACACGCCGCCUCCGUCCGGGGGGCGCCGCCGCAUCUGCUCUUCGAGGUCGCGGAGGUAGAGCUUCUGCUGCCGCGACCGCGGGGAGAGGGCGGCGAGGGAGGGGUCCGCGGCGUUCGCCCUGGCGUUCGCGGACUCGAUCGUCUGCUGCGACAGCCGACGCGCGUU